Messenger RNA from Aspergillus campestris IBT 28561, 1752 nucleotides. It is a transcript of the gene ptcG, whose product is annotated as type 2C protein phosphatase PTC1. The record is from RefSeq and is a predicted model, not a curated record. The transcript is spliced from 3 exons. Gene Ontology annotation, molecular function: protein serine/threonine phosphatase activity; cation binding. Lineage: Eukaryota; Fungi; Ascomycota; Eurotiomycetes; Eurotiales; Aspergillaceae. Gene Ontology annotation, biological process: protein dephosphorylation. The coding region runs from base 1 to 1752 and encodes 583 amino acids.
AUGUUCAGUGGCUCCUCGAGCCCACCCAAAGAUAAAAUCGACACCAUCCCCCAGGCCACUGCCAUCGACACACCGUCCGCCCCCGCUCGCACCGACGAACCCGCCCCCGUCCAGAAGAAGUUUUCGCCCCCGGGUGGUUUCUUUGGCCGUCGGACCAGCGAGGAACAGAGCAACCCCGUUGGCGAGAAGAAGCGCCGGAGCAGCACCGUCACCAAGGCCGCCACCUUCUUUAGCAACGCCAAAAAUUCCCUGAGCCUCAACGGGUCCCGAGACAACUCGUCGGGCUCCGGUCCGAUCCGCGAGCUCACCGCGCUGCAGAAACUCGGGACCAUGGACCCGGCCCUGACCGUCCCCCAGGGUUCCUUGAACAACUCCGCCGGCGAGUCGGUCCCCACCCCGCGCUCCUCGUUCAAGGUCGGUGUCACCGAGGACCAGAACCGAAAAUGUCGUCGCACCAUGGAGGACACCCACGCCUACCUGUACAACUUCCUUGGCACACCCGCGCCCGCGCCUGGGCCGUCCAACGACGCUGCUGCUGCUACCACCACCACCACCACCGAUAGUAACCGUCCUGCCGGGGAACCCGCGUCGCCCCGGACGGAGGAGCCGCCCCCCGGCGCCGUGGAGACGGACAACGGGUACUUCGCCAUCUUCGACGGGCAUGCGGGCACCUUCGCCGCCGACUGGUGUGGCAAGAAAUUGCACCUGAUCCUCGAGGAGGUCAUGCGUCGGUCCCCCAACAUGGCGGUCCCCGAGCUGCUCGACCAGGCCUUUACCAGCGUCGACCAGCAGCUGGAGAAGCUGCCCGUCAAGAACAGCGGGUGCACCGCGGUCGUCGCCCUGCUGCGGUGGGAGGACCGGGUGCCCAACGCGCACUCGGCCACCGGGUCGGCUGCCCUGGCCCCGCCGCCGCCGCUGCCUCCGCCUCCGCCGCGACAUGCCGCGGACGCCGGCGCGGCCGGGGAGACGCCGACGCAGGCCUCCGCCGGCGGGGCGGCGCUGAUCCCCAAGCUCCAGGAGAAGGCGGUCCGGCAGCGCGUGCUGUACACCGCCAACGUGGGCGACGCCCGGGUGCUCCUCUGCCGGAACGGCAAGGCCCUCCGGUUAUCGUACGACCACAAGGGCAGCGACGAGAACGAGGGGAAACGGAUCGCCAACGCCGGCGGAUUGAUCCUGAACAACCGCGUCAACGGCGUGCUGGCCGUGACCCGUGCCCUGGGGGAUGCCUACAUCAAGGAUCUCGUGACGGGGCAUCCGUACACCACGGAGACCGUGAUCCAGCCGGAAGCGGACGAAUUCAUCAUAUUGGCCUGCGACGGGCUGUGGGAUGUCUGCAGUGAUCAGGAAGCGGUCGAUCUGAUCCGACAUAUCCCCGAUGCCCAGGAGGCGUCCAAGGUGCUCGUGGAUCACGCGCUGGCCCGGUUCAGCACGGACAACCUGUCCUGCAUGGUGAUCCGCCUGAACAGCGAGCGGGUGCGGGAGGUCGUCAACGGCACGGCCGACCCGAUCGGCGUGGCGGGCGACCCGUCGAUGCCCGCGGAGCCGGGAUUGAGCGAGGCCGACAAGAUCGUGGAGAGCGCGCGGCGGAGCAUGGCCAACGCCGGGAUCACGGACGAUUCGGAGGCGGGGGAGAAGGUCAAGGAGGAGAUUCUGCAGAAGAUGUCCAACGAGGAAGCGGGGCCGGAACUGUCGGUCAACGAGCACGCUGAGGCACCGCCGUUGGCGCCGCCGCCCAAGCCGGAUGGGUCGUGA